UAAAUAUUUAACUUGUCUUCCUUUUUCAAUAAUAGGAUUUCUACAGUCAUAGUAACUGGGUGGAAAUGGAAAACACACUCCCAAACUCCAAUCUGAUCAGAUCAGACACCAGCAUCGGUAACAUUGCAGCUGAAAGCAGAGCAACCUGUCGCAACUGUAAUGGAGACGACUGCACAAACAACAUUUUGGAGGACAUCCUGCAGGAAAAGAUACUUAUCUCUGGAUAUACUGGUGUUUCCAAACCAAUCGGAAAAUGCAGCCAUGGAGGUAAAUUUGAUACAUCAAGUACAAUUGAGCCUAAAGGUGGGAUCAACAAAGACACGUUAAGCUCGAACCAUGGACAUCUCCACAUUACAGCAGCAGAUUUGGCGAUAGCUGCAACCAGUGAGCUACUAGAGGACGUUCGAAAGGCUGCUGGUGACCGAGUAUUCCUACAGAUGAUAGGAAUCUCCAAAGGCUCCAGUAACGCUCUUUGUAUGUUGUUGUUUUGGUUUAUGGUGUGUGUAUGUGCAUACUUAACACUGUAGCUGAGCUGAUUUGUUUAAGCUGUUCUGUGUAUAUAACGAGAGCAAUGUAAUCAAAUUCCUCAUAUGUGUGCACAUAC
Molecule: messenger RNA, 604 nt
Organism: Micropterus dolomieu (smallmouth bass)
Lineage: Eukaryota; Metazoa; Chordata; Actinopteri; Centrarchiformes; Centrarchidae
Product: von Willebrand factor A domain-containing protein 7-like
Exons: 4
Coding region: 66-527 (153 amino acids)
Source: RefSeq, a predicted model, not a curated record